GCUGCGCGUCGUUCACGUUUCAUCGUAUAUUUAGGGAGUCUGUGAGUGUUUGUCAGAUUGUGUGCGCGUGUGUGUGAGUCAAUCACACAACCACACCAACAACCCCCAGACGGUGUAUCUACAAUAGCAACAAAACUAAGAACAAUAAUACCGAAGCGACGAACACAAAUAGCAAUCAAGCGAAACCGGUUCCGGUGCUACGCGUUCGUUUGUUGAAUUGUGUGCGUGUGCGCGACACAAAUAUACAUACACACAAAUAUAAAUUGUGGUGUUUAAUUUGCUAUAAAAGCAACAUAAAUGUGCCAGUGUUGAAAAUCGAAAAAAAUACCGACAAACAAGUGUUAAAUUAGUGUUCACACACUAAAGUCUGUGCGCAAUAUUGAAACAUAUUGUGGAUUUACAUUUGGAUAGAAAAUAUUACAACAAAACAACAACAACAACAAUAACAACUAAGCGUACAAACAACGACGCCAACGUACAGCUACAAAAGCAUCAGCGAAAGCCGUAAAAUGUUGCCGCCACCGCGUUUAAACGCCAUGAAAUGGUUAACCCUGCUCGCAGCCAUCGCUGCCUUCUGUACCACGCUCGCUUAUGCGGCGACCCAACCCGAUGCCGACCAGAAAGGACCUGUUUUCCUCAACGAACCCACCAAUCGUAUUGAUUUCUCCAACUCGACCGGCGCCGAAAUUGAAUGCAAAGCUAGCGGUAAUCCUAUGCCUGAGAUUAUCUGGAUUCGUAGUGAUGGUACUGCUGUUGGUGAUGUACCCGGAUUGCGUCAGAUUUCAUCCGAUGGCAAAUUGGUCUUCCCACCUUUCCGCGCUGAAGAUUACCGACAGGAAGUGCACGCUCAGGUCUACGCUUGCUUGGCGCGUAAUCAAUUUGGCACAAUUAUUUCACGCGAUGUUCAUGUACGCGCGGUUGUUGCUCAAUAUUACGAUACCGAUGUAAAUAAAGCUUAUGUAAUUCGUGGCAAUGCAGCAGUUUUAAAAUGUGAAAUACCUUCGUUUGUUGCGGAUUUUGUCAGUGUUAUGUCUUGGCAUACGGAUCAAAAUGAGGACUUUUUGCCAGGCACUGAAUAUGAUGGUAAAUAUUUGGUUUUGCCCUCUGGUGAACUGCAUAUUCGCGAAGUGGGACCCGAAGAUGGUUACAAAAGCUAUCAGUGUCGCACCAAGCAUCGUCUAACUGGUGAAACACGAUUGAGCGCGACGAAGGGACGCUUGGUGAUCACAGAACCUGUCGGCAGCGUUGCGCCAAAAGUUAAUAAAAAUGAUGAAUUCAGUCACGAUCGUGUGUCAGAAAAUCAGACGGUUGCAUUAAAAUGUCCAGCACAAUCAUAUCCAGUACCGAUUUAUAGAUGGUAUAAGUUCAUUGAAGGCACCACACGCAAACAAGCCGUUAUAUUAAAUGAGCGCGUGAAACAAGUUUCUGGCACAUUGAUUAUUAAGGAUGCUGUGGUCGAAGAUUCUGGCAAAUAUUUGUGUGUUGUCAAUAACUCAGUUGGCGGUGAGAGUGUAGAAACUGUGCUCACUGUGACCGCACCACUUUCAGCGAAAAUCGAUCCACCCACACAAACUAUUGAUUUCGGCCGCCCAGCUGUAUUCACCUGCCAAUAUAGUGGUAACCCAAUUAAGACUAUCAGCUGGUUGAAGGAUGGCAAAUCGAUUGGACACAGUGAUCAGGUAUUACGCAUCGAAUCAGUGAAGAAGGAAGAUAAGGGCAUGUAUCAGUGUUUCGUGCGCAACGAUCAAGAAUCUGCGGAAGCGAGUGCUGAAUUGAAAUUAGGCGGCCGUUUCGAUCCACCAGUUAUACGACAAGCAUUCCAAGAAGAGACAAUGGAACCUGGGCCAAGCGUCUUCCUCAAGUGUGUAGCUGGCGGCAAUCCAACACCUGAAAUCUCAUGGGAACUCGAUGGCAAGAAAAUCGCAAAUAUUGAUCGUUAUCAAGUGGGCCAAUAUGUGACAGUAAAUGGUGAUGUGGUCUCCUAUUUGAAUAUCACAUCUGUGCAUGCGAACGACGGCGGUCUCUACAAGUGUAUAGCGAAGAGCAAAGUUGGCGUGGCUGAACACUCGGCAAAAUUAAAUGUCUACGGUUUACCCUACAUUCGUCAGAUGGAAAAGAAAGCUAUUGUAGCGGGCGAGACUUUAAUUGUAACCUGUCCCGUAGCAGGCUAUCCAAUUGAUUCGAUCGUUUGGGAACGUGACAAUCGCGCUUUACCCAUCAACCGCAAACAGAAAGUCUUCCCCAAUGGCACUUUGAUAAUUGAGAAUGUGGAACGUAACUCCGAUCAAGCGACUUACACUUGUGUAGCUAAGAAUGUCGAAGGUUAUUCAGCGCGCGGCUCAUUAGAAGUACAAGUUAUGGUUGCACCACAAAUUAGCCCAUUCAGUUUCGGUGACGAACCACUUAAUCGCGGCGAGGUCGCUAGUGUCACUUGCGUCGUGCCAAAAGGCGAUUUGCCACUCGACAUCUACUGGACAUUGAAUUCAGCGCUUAUUGUAAACGGUGAAAAUGGUUUUAACAUAUUUAAAAUGAACAAACGCACGAGUUCACUGAAUGUAGACUCACUCGAAGCAAUGCAUCGCGGCACUUAUAAGUGCUUAGCGAACAAUUCAGCGGGUUAUGCAGAAUAUGUUGCAGUUUUAGAAGUGAACGUACCACCAAGAUGGAUACUCGAACCCACCGACAAGGCUUUCGCACAAGGCUCCGACGCUAAAGUUGAAUGCAAAGCUGACGGCUUUCCUAAACCACAAGUGACAUGGAAGAAAGCUGUUGGUGAUACACCCGGUGAAUAUAAGGACUUGAAGAAGAACGAUAACAUACGCGUAGAAGAAGGCACACUACAUAUUGACAACAUCCAGAAGACAAAUGAAGGUUAUUAUCUCUGCGAGGCUAUUAAUGGUAUUGGCUCUGGACUUUCGGCCGUCAUUAUGAUUAGCGUACAGGCACCACCAGAAUUUACCGAGAAAUUGCGCAAUCAAACUGCACGUCGUGGCGAACCAGCGGUCUUGCAAUGCGAAGCUAAAGGCGAAAAACCCAUUGGCAUCUUAUGGAACAUGAAUAAUGUGCGUUUGGAUCCCAAGAAUGAUAACCGUUAUACAAUUCGUGAGGAAAUACUCUCCACCGGUGUGAUGUCUAGCUUGUCAAUUAAACGUACCGAACGCUCAGAUUCUGCACUCUUUACUUGCUUGGCCACUAAUGCAUUUGGCUCAGAUGAUGCUAGCAUUAAUAUGAUUAUACAGGAAGUACCCGAGAUGCCUUACGCUUUGAAGGUUUUAGACAAAUCUGGCCGCUCCGUACAAUUGAGCUGGGCGCAACCCUACGAUGGCAAUUCACCACUUAUCCGUUAUAUUAUUGAAUUCAAACGCUCACGCGCAUCUUGGGACGAAGUAGAUCGUGUUAUGGUACCCGGACAUACAACUGAAGCGCAAGUACAGAAACUAAGUCCCGCAACAACCUACAAUAUACGCAUCGUGGCCGAAAAUGCUAUUGGUACAUCGCAAUCAUCGGAAGCUGUGACAAUCAUUACCGCCGAGGAGGCACCAUCUGGCAAGCCACAAAAUAUCAAAGUUGAACCCGUGAAUCAGACCACACUGCGCGUUACCUGGAAACCACCAGCACGAUCUGAAUGGAAUGGUGAAAUUUUGGGUUAUUAUGUUGGCUAUAAACUAUCGAACACCAAUUCUUCAUACGUUUUCGAGACUGUUAACUUUUUGACUGAAGAAGGCAAAGAACAUAGCUUGGAAUUGAACAACUUGCGCGUUUAUACCCAGUACUCUGUCGUGAUACAAGCUUUCAAUAAGAUCGGCGCUGGUCCCUUGAGCGAUGAGGAGAAACAGUUUACUGCUGAGGGCACACCAAGUCAACCACCAAGCGACACUGCCUGCACCACAUUGACCUCGCAAACAAUACGCGUCAGCUGGGUGAGCCCACCACUCGAAUCGGCCAAUGGUGUGAUCAAGACCUACAAGGUGGUAUAUGCGCCUAGCGAUGAGUGGUAUGAUGACACCAAACGUCACUACAAGAAGACUGCUUCCUCCGACACCGUUUUACAUGGCCUCAAGAAAUUCACCAACUACACAAUGCAAGUGCUCGCGACCACCGCUGGCGGCGAUGGCGUACGCAGCGCACCCAUCCACUGUCAAACCGAACCUGAUGUUCCCGAAGCACCCACUGAUGUAAAGGCUUUGGUUAAAGGCCACGCUGCCAUACUCGUCUCAUGGCGUCCACCAGCACAACCCAAUGGCAUCAUACAACAAUACACUGUCUACUCGAAAGUUGAAGGCGCCGAGGGUGAACCCAAGAGCCAGAAAAUACCACAACAUCAAAUGAGUUUUGAAGCAGUCGAUUUGGAAAAGAAUAAGCCAUACGAAUUCUGGGUCACCGCUAGUACCAACAUUGGCGAAGGACAACAAUCUAAGAGCAUUGUAGCGAUGCCCAGCGACCAAGUGCCCGCUAAGAUCGCCUCAUUCGAUGAUACUUUUACUGCAACAUUCAAGGAAGACGCCAAAAUGCCAUGCUUAGCUGUUGGUUCACCACAACCCGAGAUCACAUGGAAGGUUAAAGGUGUUGAAUUUACCAGCAACGAUCGUAUGCGUGUCAUGGCUGAUGGCACAUUGUUAAUUAAAACGGUUAAUCGUCAAGAUGCCGGUGAAUAUUCGUGUCAUGCUGAAAACUCGAUUGCCAAGGAUUCCAUUACACAUAAGCUAAUUGUGCUCGCGCCACCACAAUCACCUCAGGUAUCACUUUCGGCCACCACAACCGAUUCGUUGACUGUCAAAGUGAAGCCACAUGAGGGAGACACCGCGCCACUACAUGGUUACACACUGCACUACAAGCCAGAAUUCGGCGAAUGGGAAACUGCUGAGGUCUCUGUGGACGCACAAAAAUUCACUAUCGAAAAUCUGCUUUGCGGCUCACGCUAUCAAGUCUAUGCUACCGGUUUCAAUAACAUCGGCGCUGGCGAAGCUUCGGACAUUCUGAACACGCGCACCAAAGGCUAUAAACCCAAACUGCCAGAGAAACAACGUUUCAUUGAGGUUUCAUCGAACUCGGUUUCACUGCACUUCAAGGCCUGGAAAGAUGGCGGCUGCCCCAUGUCUCACUUUGUUGUAGAAAACAAGAAGCGCGAACAUGCUGAAUGGAAUCAAAUUUCGAAUAAUGUCAAACCCGAUAAUAACUACGUUGUGUUGGAUCUAGAGCCCGCCACCUGGUACAAUCUCCGUAUUACCGCACAUAAUUCUGCCGGUUUCACGGUUGCCGAAUAUGAUUUUGCCACUUUGACGGUGACUGGAGGCACCAUUGCACCACUUGACGAUGGUCGCGGUGCAGGCAAUCUGAAUACGCGUAUACGCCUGCCCGCCUGGAUGCCCGAAUGGCUGGACUUGAAUUUUAUGGUGCCUUUAAUAGCCACAGUCAUUGUGGUAGCGGUUGGUAUACUUGUUGUAUGUGUAGCGCUUUCCAGACGCCGUGCUGAUGACUUGCGUGGAGGACAAAAGGAUGUGUACUACGAUGUAGUUUACAAUCAGACCAUGGGACCUGGCGCCACAUUGGACAAACGACGACCCGAUUUGCGUGACGAGCUCGGCUAUAUUGCACCACCCAAUCGCAAGCUGCCACCAGUGCCCGGCUCCAAUUACAACACCUGCGACCGGAUUAAGCGAGCACGUGGCAUACGCUCAAAUCACUCUACCUGGGAUCCACGCCGUACUAACUUGUAUGAGGAAUUGAAGGCCCCACCAGUGCCAUUGCACGGUAAUCAUUAUGGUCCCGAAGAUGUACAGUGUCAUUAUAGACAUCCAGGCAUGGAAGAUGAGAUCUGCCCCUAUGCGACCUUCCACUUGCUCGGCUUCCGUGAAGAAAUGGACCCCACCAAGGCUAUGAAUUUCCAAACCUUCCCUCAUCAAAAUGGACAUGCACCUGGACCCGGACACGCAGGCACCAUGGGACCACCCGGACACCCUGGACAUGUACACUCACGUUCCGGUUCACAGUCAAUGCCACGCGCUAAUCGUUACGCACGCAAGAAUAGCCAAGGCGGACAAUCGUCCAUUUAUACACCAGCACCGGAGUAUGAUGACCCAGCCAAUUGCGCCGAAGAAGAUCAAUAUCGUCGUUACACACGCGUCAACUCACAAGGCGGCAGUCUGUACUCUGGUCCCGGACCCGAAUAUGAUGAUCCCGCUAAUUGCGCACCCGAAGAGGAUCAAUAUGGAUCACAAUAUGGCGGUCCAUAUGGCACACCAUAUGAUCAUUAUGGCUCACGUGGCUCCAUGGGACGUCGUAGUGUUGGUUCUGCACGUAAUCCAGGUAAUGGCUCGCCAGAACCUCCACCACCACCACCACGCAACCACGACAUGAGCAACUCGUCGUUCAACGACUCCAAGGAGAGCAAUGAAAUCUCAGAAGCUGAAUGUGAUCGCGAUCAUGGACCACGCGGCAAUUAUGGUGCUGUCAAAAGAUCCCCACUGCAAAAGGAUCAGCGUACAACUGAAGAAAUGCGCAAACUGAUUGAAAGAAACGAAGCCGGUCCAAAACAACUCCAACAACAAAGUGGCGCAGGAUUCACAGCCUACGAUACUAUGGCAGUGUAAUUUGUAAACCGAUAGCUGUAGCAACAAGAACCAUCACCACAAUUUACUAGCACAACAACAACAACAACACAAUUAGAUGAAGAAUAAUGAAUGAAUGUAAAACCUCCCAAGCUCCACUAGUCAGAGUAGCUGCAGCAAAUGCAACGCAAAUACCAAAUAAUUUCUUUCAGUGGAUUAGUUGGUGCAUAGAGCAGAGUUAUGUAGCGUGUGAGCGUUCUACGUAGAGUAAGUGAGAUAGAGAGAGAGAACGUGAGUAAUAGCUAGCAAGAGUUAGCGAGCACAAGUAAACGGUAAUUUUGACGUAAACUCAAAGCUCUCAUAAUAGUUAGGGCAGCGUAAGGGAGAUAGGGAGCGCAUUGUAUACAUAAGUAAGAUAACAGGAGAGGAAGUGUGUGUGAGCGGGAAACGCACGGAACACGGGCGUCAUUUGUGCGAAAGAGACAAACAUAUAUAAUAAUAUCACAAGAGACAUCACAGUAAAUGUAAAUGAAGAACUAAAUAAUCGUAUAAGCAAAAAAGAAAAAAAACACACACUCUCUCUUUUUUUUCUAUAAAAUUAAACACGUAACGAAUAAGUUAAUGAUGACGAAAAAGUUAUGCUGGAAAUUUUAAAGAAAAGAAAAAAAAAAGUUGCAGAGGAGUUGUAUGACGAAAUUUGAAAGAGAAAAAUAUUGCAUA
Bactrocera tryoni is the source of this 7268-nucleotide messenger RNA. RefSeq names its product Down syndrome cell adhesion molecule-like protein Dscam2 (gene Dscam1). Bases 510 to 6590 code for a protein of 2026 amino acids. Gene Ontology annotation, molecular function: cell-cell adhesion mediator activity. The record is from RefSeq and is a predicted model, not a curated record. Gene Ontology annotation, biological process: homophilic cell-cell adhesion; dendrite self-avoidance; axon guidance. Lineage: Eukaryota; Metazoa; Arthropoda; Insecta; Diptera; Tephritidae. The transcript is spliced from 24 exons. Gene Ontology annotation, cellular component: plasma membrane; axon.